Molecule: messenger RNA, 1647 nt
Organism: Fusarium tjaetaba
Lineage: Eukaryota; Fungi; Ascomycota; Sordariomycetes; Hypocreales; Nectriaceae
Exons: 2
Coding region: 1-1647 (548 amino acids)
Source: RefSeq, a predicted model, not a curated record
AUGGACGAACUACCCGCCACCCCUCCGAGUAGAAAGGAAUUCUUCAGCUACUAUCAUGGGCUUCCAGACAGUCCCAAUCUCGUUGCCCGAUCCGCCACGACUCCCUGGAACGGUCCGGUAAAUGACUGGGACGACUGUGGCAGAAUAUUUGACCCUGUCGAAAAGCACGCUGUUGUUCCACUAUGGAAUGACUCUACAGGCCCAGUGCGUCGAAAGAUUCUCGAAGCUGUACAGGAUAUUGACUGGAACGCUAUCGACAUCCUCCGUUUUGGUUCCGCUGAUUUCAAGGAUCGUCACCUUGUCCGACCAGUCAUCCUUGUCGUAUCAGUAGAGCCCGACUCGACAACAUGGCUGGACGGAAGAGCCGUGGCCCUCAAGUGCCGCGACAUUCUACGAGAGCACGGUAUCAACGAUGUUGAAGUCGAGAUCAAGGAGUCCAAAAUCACACAGUGCUGCUCCAGUGAUCAGGAUCAAACAGAAAGUGAACCGCCGACAGCAAAACUCAUUCCGCACAUUCCGACUCUCCAAGAAGAGGGGUUCAGAAGGGACAGUAUUCAGGUCUCUGAGUUCCUGGGUACUAAAAUCGCCCCCUCUAGAAAUCCAACACGUGAAGGCACCAAAGGUCUUUACCUUAGAAUACGGAAUACCGAAACCGUGGUUGCUUUAACCUGCCGACAUGUCGUCGUAGGAUCAAAGGAAGAGAACAUCGACUUUUGUCACGACGUUAAUAACAGUCGAGGUAUUAUCCAGCCUGGGAACACGACAUACAAAGACAGGACGGAGUUCCUCCGAAACCAAGUCAGUUCUACCCAGUCCGCGAUCGAGCUUUGUGAGUCCUUUACGCCAGUACCCCACGUAAAAAUCAAAGACCUACGUAGCGACAAAGUCGAAGAAGAGAGUAGCCCCCGGCGAAUUGAGCCUUUCGAAUCGAUGGAAUCCCGAACUGUUGGCCACGUCCUCUUCUCACCAAAGUUCGGGUUGAGCAGUUCUUCGCCGGUCCGCUUCCGCGACUGGGCUUUGAUAGAGCUGGAUCAGAAGAAGCACCAAACGCCGGUGAAGAAUUUGGGAAACACGGUACCCGAGACUCUUUCUCCAGUCUUUAGGAUGCGCCAGUUUAUGCUUUGGGAGUAUGUUAAUCCGGGACGAAAGCGGACAAUUUGCAUGGUUCCUGGGGCUCAUAUAUACACUCAGACUGGUGUCAUGUCGGAAGCUGAAAUGAGAUGCCCCGACUUUGACUUCGCAGUGCCAGGAAAAACUGUUGUUGAUGAGGAUUUCAUGCGAGUAUGCAUGUAUGGUAGCGCUAGCGGAGUAAGCCACGGUGUCACCAAUACAGCUAGGUCUGUCGUCCGACGAAUUGUUGAAGGCGUUCCGAUGGUUUCUGAAGAAUGGUGCAUCCUGGGCUCUAUUGAGUGUGAAAAGAGAAAGCCUUUCUCUAAGCAGGGAGAUUCGGGGGCCAGUGUCAUGGGAGAUGAUGGUCGUGUCGCAGCAAUUCUGACGUCUGGUGCCCAGGGAGGUACCCGAGGAAUCCAUCAUAUCUCGUAUGCGACGCCCAUUGAGUGGCUAUUGGAGGAUAUUAGAGGACACGGAUAUGACGUGGAGUGGAUGGGCAAAGAAAUCCCUCUGGAUUAUCUCCAUAACCGUCUCUAA